CUUUGAGUUGUACACUUGGCAAAGCUUAUUCCUAACCGAAGGAAUAUCGUUGGUGGCACAAACUUACAGGCAAACAGUACCGAUCCAAAGACCGUUGGACUGUUCAGUUGUCUCCGAACCCCCGAAGUGUUCGGACGUUAUUUGUACCGUGAAUUGUCGUGACAAACCGCGACAAUUUAACUACCCCAAUUACCUUUAAACAAAACCCCUCAAUAUCUCAAUCAGUGAAACAAAAGGUGAUUUUUUUAUUGUUUACGAGGACGACCGUAACCCGAGGGGUGGAAAUAUAUUUUAUUCAUUGAACCGGACGUUUCACAAUCACAAAAACGUAGCCAAAAGGUAGAAUGGUGGCAUCGCAGAACGAUGGUGGCAGAAGUGGAGGUGAUACGAAUCCCGCAGCUGGUGAGCACGAGACAGCAGUUUACACAGUAUCAGUGAGUGGUGGAUACAGAAAUGAGGGAUACAAAGAGGACAGUGGUGAUGGCAUACCCCCAGAGCCAACGAAACCCCCGGCACUGCCGGCCCCCGAGGAUGACACCCAAUCCCGCAAACUCAAAAUGUCACGCAGUGAAAAAUGGAGAAUACUGAAGAAUAUUGGUACAGUGUCAGUGGCAUUUAUGGUGCAAUUCACAGCCUUCCAGGGUACAGCCAAUCUUCAGUCAUCGAUAAAUGCCAAAGAUGGACUUGGCACUGUAUCGUUGUCAGCUAUUUACGCUGCCCUGGUGUUGUCAUGCAUCUUUGUACCAACAUUUAUGAUCAAGAGAUUCACUGUCAAGUGGACACUCUGCUUGUCGAUGCUGUGCUAUGCACCGUACAUUGGCUCACAAUUUUAUCCCAGGUUUUACACCCUUGUACCUGCUGGUGUACUGCUGGGUCUUGGAGCUGCACCCAUGUGGGCAGCUAAAGCCACUUAUCUAACCCAAGUUGGUGGUGUUUAUGCCAAGCUCACUGAUCAGCCUGCUGAUGCUAUUGUCGUCAGAUUCUUUGGAUUCUUCUUUCUUGCUUGGCAGACCGCUGAACUCUGGGGCAAUCUCAUUUCAUCUCUGGUCCUGAGUGAGGGAGAAUUCGGUGGUGGUGGCGAUGAGAAUUCCACAAACUUCAACCUGGAGAAGCUGAGCACAUGUGGUGCUGCAUUCUGCACAAUGGGUGGUCAUCACGAAGUAGAACGUCCCCCCGAGUCUGAGAUCUUCGAGAUUUCCUCCAUCUACCUGACGUGUGUCAUUGUUGCUGUGAUAAUCGUUGCCCUCUUCGUGGAUCCUCUGUCAAGGUAUGGCGAGAAGCAACGUCGUGUCGAUAGUGUGGAAAUCAGUGGGAUACAGUUGCUAUCUGCAACUGCCUAUCAACUCAAAAAACCGUACCAACAGCUCCUGAUUCCCAUCACAGUAUGGAUCGGGAUGGAACAGGCAUUCAUUGGUGCAGAUUUUACUCAGGCUUAUAUAUCAUGUGCCCUCGGUGUCCAAAAAGUCGGCUACGUGAUGAUCUGCUUCGGAGUUGUGAAUGCUGGCUGUUCACUUCUCUUCGGAUCAGUCAUGAAGUUCGUGGGAAGACAGCCCCUGAUGGCCCUCGGGGCAGUGGUUCACGCCGCCCUAAUCGGUGUUCUCCUAGUCUGGAGGCCUCAUCCCGAGAACUCCUACGUCUUCUACACUGUGUCAGGCCUCUGGGGUGUGGGUGAUGCAGUGUGGCAGACUCAAGUCAACGGUCUUUAUGGCACUCUCUUCAGACGCAACAAGGAGGCUGCCUUCUCCAACUAUCGUCUCUGGGAAAGCGCUGGUUUCGUUAUAGCAUAUGCCUACAGCACACACUUAUGCGCAAGAAUGAAGCUCUACGUCAUGUUAACAGUAUUACUAGUUGGUACAAUAGGUUACAUAAUCGUGGAGAUACUCCACAGGCGAAAGCAGAAGAGAUUGAAGGCACUUGCUGAGGAUCCAAAGGCAGCAGCAGCCGCUGCCGAGGCAAAUAUGCCUGAGGAAACUGACGAUGAGAAAGACGACAUAGACGACGACAUAAUCAUAACACAUCUCUGAAUUAUUCAAUCGGGUGGAUUUAAUGAAAAAAAUGCUAUUAUCACAAUCUAACGAGGUUUGUCCUCAAUUUUAUUUAUCAACGGCCUCUAGGGUUACCUCAUUACGACGUCUCUCAAGCCAACGCUCGUCGGCCCGCACACAAAAUAAUAAAUACAAUGAAACAUUAACUAUCAUGCGUUGCCGCGUGCUGGACGACGAUCGAUUAUUUAUGAGGACGAGAGAAUUAUGCUUGAGAGCCGUUUGUGUUUUAUCGUUGACACGAUCAUGGGAGAGAACGAGGGGUUAAUGAGGCGAAAAAAAAUGUUUUGUACAUUUAUUAAUGAAAAAAGGAUCUGAUAAAAUUUCCUGAUUGAAGAGGGAAUUUUGAAUCUGAAUAAUCAUGAGAUAUCGAUUGAUUUAAUCGCGAAAUAUCGUCAAUUAUAUUCUUAACUAAUGAAAUUCAACAACGGAAACAACAAAGCAGUAUUUUAUAACAAAACAAUUGUUCUCUUUUAUUUUGUUGCCUGAGGGAAUUCAGUUUCCGUCCCACGUGGUGCAUUAGCUCAAACGAGUAGCCUCCAAUGUAGAAUUAGUUGUAGAUAAAGUGGUAGGUGUUUGUCAAAUUGGAGAGAUUUAUGAGUUUAAAUUUCGCAUUGAUAUUUUAUUAGGUAAAUUAAUCGGUCUUUUUUCCCUCGGCUCAGGUACCACGUACUCUUCUGCAAUGUAGUCCUCAUAGGUGAUUGACAGGUGAAUAUAUAUUUUUUAUUUUGCGCUGAUCAAUCAGAUAGAUUACUUCACAUGGAAUCGAACGAUCUAUUCGGAGAAUGUGAACGCUAAUGCGGAAGAGUUUAAGAUACUUUUCAGUGUAUAAUGAACCGGUGACCUUGGCAGGACCGGUAUACCGAUAGAAAAUUCAUUGGCCUCGUGGAUAAUACCACGUGUCCUCGAUCAUCAGUGGUUGAGAUUAUUUUUUCUUCGUUAGGAAUUGAUAAUCGUGAUGAAUUCCUUGCGCAUCAGAUUUGAUGAGGAUUCGGGGCGUGCGAAACUCAAACGCGACAAUUUGAGCCGAGAAAAAAGACGACAUAAGUGUACUUAUUAAUCCUAGAAGUAAGGGGAGACUGUACUGGAACUUUGAAAUCGUGAAGGUCUUUUAAAACGAAAAAAAAAAACAUUUUUUUUAUUCAUGGUAUUAUUAAAGACCCAAAUUUUUUCAUGUAACUUCGAAGAGUUGAAAAAAGCGAAUUUCCAAAAAGUUUUUAAACCUAAUUAAGUGUCGUCGGAAUCCCCUGUCCAAUGAAUGAAAAAACCUCAAUAUUUUCUCAUUUUUUAAAUGAAAAGUUUUAAUUAAAUUGAGACGCCAGAGAUUUUGAAAUUUUAUUGCAGUCUCCCCUCAGAAAACAAUUACUAUAAGCUUCAUUGAAACAUAAAACAGCCGCGGAACAAUUAUGAAACACAAUUAGCAAUUAGCACGAAACGAAAUCCUAUAACUCGGAGUUAGUAGACAAGCAGUUGAAUGAUUGUAAUAAGUUCGUACAUUAAUGAAAUAAUGAAAAACAUUUACAUAUCUCCGAUGAAUAUCAUCCAGUACUAUUAAGGAUUUCAUUCACACGAUUCUCGGGACCAUUACGUCUGUUGUUAAUUGAUUAAGAACUAUAUAUUCUUCGAAAUAAUUAUUAUUAGCUGCUAGACCUAGAGUUGUUUAAAUCUGUUUACAAUGAAAAUGCGAAUGAGGGUGACAUUAAUCGAUUAAAUCGACGGGUAUUAUUGAAGUUGUAUAAGCGUCGAUGAACGAUACUCACACGAUUGAAUGAUGGAAAAGGUAUCAGUGUUAUUUCUCAUUGUUUACAUUGUCCUUGGGACUUACAACCGAGGGAUGAGUUGGUUGGUGUGCGUUAAUGGUUAUCAUUCAAACACUAUAAAUAUGUUUUCAUCCGGUUGACGCUCGAUAUUUAUCGAGCUCUUGGAUUUUAUUGUACAGUAUCAUUGUAGUUCAUAAGGAUAAAUAAUUAACAAUAUUAUUAUUCGCUCCUCUUUCGAUUACUUUAAUUAACGCAGUGUAAAAUUUAAUGCCAUUAUGUUACAUAGUGAUUGUAAUUGAUUAAGGAUAUUUUAAUUUAGUUUUUAGACGAUUAUCAUUUUAUUAAAUGAAAAACCAUUAAGAUAA
Molecule: messenger RNA, 4167 nt
Organism: Diachasmimorpha longicaudata
Lineage: Eukaryota; Metazoa; Arthropoda; Insecta; Hymenoptera; Braconidae
Product: UNC93-like protein
Exons: 6
Coding region: 345-2024 (559 amino acids)
Biological process (GO): regulation of potassium ion transport; regulation of muscle contraction
Cellular component (GO): plasma membrane; striated muscle dense body
Molecular function (GO): potassium channel regulator activity
Source: RefSeq, a predicted model, not a curated record